AUGGUGUCGCCUUUGCUUUACACUAAGGAGUCGCUUGAUCUGUGGGCGUGCGCGCGGUCCCCAGAGUUGGCACCAGAUCUCGCACAGCUCCUGCAAGACGACGCGCCUCCCAAUGACCGUAACGGUAUCGGUGAGACAGCGCUGCACGUCGCGGCAACUUCUGGCAACGAUGAAGCAGUUGCGCUGCUGCUCCGGUACGGGGCGAGUCUGUCGAUCGCGGACUGGGAGUCUGGUUGGACACCUCUACAUCGCAGUCUGUAUCACCAGCGCCUAUCCACGUCGCUGCUGCUUUUGCGCCACGCCCAGACGCGCUUUGGACGGUCAUAUUUGCAUGAAUAUCUGCACGAGACGCGAGAUCAUGCGCAGCAAAGCCCGAUGCAGCUGCUAUCGUCGAGGUUGUCAAAAAAAGAUACUGGCAGCAUUGUCGAGCCUGACAGUCAUGGAGGACUCGUCUAUACCUUUGGAAAGAGCGACUAUCAGCUCGGGUACCAUUUGCCAAAGGCCGAUGUACUAUUGACUCCACGGCUUGUGGGGAUCCCGACCAGCUUUGCUAUCGUUCAAGUAAGUGCCAGCAAGUACCACACUAUAGCGUUGAAUGCAGCAGGUGAGUGUUUUGCGUGGGGUUUUGGCAAAGGCGGCCGUCUCGGCACCGGAUCUGAGUUCGACCUGGUUGAACCUACACAGGUAAUGUCGCUGAGUAGUACGCCUUUGAAGAAGGUUGUCGCGGGGGAGAAUCAUACAAUGGCGCUUUCUCGAACUGGCCAAGUCUAUUCAUGGGGAUCAAAUAGUUUUGGUCAAUUGGGACAUCCUGGAAAGUCAAGCUCGUUGCAAAGUCGCCUAACGCCCAAGCGUAUCGAAGCUUUUCGGCUCCAAGUUGUCGCUGACAUUGCAGUGUCAGGAUGUCAUUCUGCUGCUAUUGCUGCGGACGAUGGCGCCGUCUACUCUUGGGGUAGUAAUCGCCGGGGCCAACUUGGACGCAAAGAAGGAUGUGGAACAGACCAAGCCGAUGGUACUCCGCGCACCGUUGAUGCGCUGCGACCAUGUUGUCCUACGAAUGUUAUAUAUGGCGAUUACGAUUCAGUGCGAGCUGAGAAACUUGCGUUGUCGGAUUGGCACACGUGUGUAGUACUGCGCUGCUCUCGCAAUGGUCGCAGUCUUGGUCAAGUGUGGCAGUUUGGGUACGGCUCCUACCGUCCCAGUCGUGUGAAGUUUUCGUCCUCCGCUUUUGCGAAUAACGCCGUUAUGUGCGAUACGUGGAUACCCACGUCCAAGCAGCACGACAUUGAUAUUCUGGAUAUUUCUUGCGCCCAAAACCACUCAAUCGCGCUGAGUGCCAGUGGUUCCGUUUUCACGUGGGGGCACAACGUACCUGCGCUGUCGCAUCAAUCGAGCGGGAGCUUGCGCGACCGGCAUGCCGAACCAUUUGGAAACCACAUAGCGGUAUCUCCAUCGCCUAGCGCUCCGCAGAUGGUGCAGUUACGCAAAUACGGCCCUGCCGCAAGUGUUUGCGCUUCUCAAGACCAUUGUGCUGUCGUUACCCAGCAAGGCGAUCUCGUGACGUGGGGCUGCGGCCAACAGGGUGUGCUGGGCCACGGGCGUAGCAACACGUGGCAACCGUGUCCCAAGCGAGUUGCUGGUGUGAAGAAAGCAAUUGCAGUGGCAGCUGGUCAUCAGCAUUCGGCGGUGCUGAUAGCACCUGUACAUCCCGCUUUCAGUAAUGUGGCAGAUGUCACUAGUGAGAGCAUGGUUCCGUCAUUAAUGGAGCUGGUGGAAAAGAAGCUUGCAGCUUGUGUAGACAUCACAAAUUGUGUGCUGUUGUGGCAACACGCUGAGCGCUACGCUGCGCUUCGUUUGCAAACGUACUGCUCACGGUAUAUGCAAGAAAACUGGGACGCUAUUUUAGACAUAGUGGGGGGAGAGCGGAUGGAGACGCUCUUCGAUGUGAUGCUGCCGCCAAUGGAAGAAGUGGUAAAAUUGGAGAAUGCAGUCGAUGUAGGUGCGCCGAAGAAGUACAUGAAGGAAAAGAAAGCGGGCAAGCAGUCAUGUGCAAGUCGAGGCACGCGUGGACGCCAGAAACACUCGUCUUGUGUGGCUCAGAAGGAAACGGACGCUGCAGCGAAAGAAUUGGACGAUGACUGUUCCACUGUCUUGUCAACCUCUGGCAAACCCGAUGAACGACGCAGGAGCAAGAGUACCAAGUUUGUGCCGUUGCAAUCGUUUCUAUCGAGCAAGACUGGCACCGCCAUCACACGUGAUUGCAAAAGCCCUUGGGAAGCCCGCGCCUCUGUCACGUUAGUAAAAGAAGACGAAAUGUUACCGGCGCGGGACAAGUGUGCGUCUUCUGCAUCGCCAAUAUUCACGCCCGGCACAGACGCUCUUUGCGUCGAUCCACAAGCGUUCCCCGAGCCUGUGGCUUCGGUACGUAAAGAUGGCACCACUGGCACCGCGUCAAGACAGCGCAGAACAAACACCGGCAGCCAACGUUCGUCAAGCCCGCGAGUUUCUGUUUCGCCGAGUCCGGUACCAGGCAAACACGUGCUGGAUCACGACGGUAAUCAGCACAAGCAGCUGACAGCGUUUUCGCUCAACUUGUUUCUCAAGCGACCCGCUCGUCGGACUACUCGUAGUGAGCGCGAAAAACCAGCUGCGCGGACAUGGAUAGAGUCAUCUCCAGAGCCGAGUGCUGUAGCUCUAGAGCAAAAGAGUCCGCCGCCAAAAACGCUGAAGGAGAUCCAAGAAGAGGAAGAAACAUUUGCAGCUCGCGAACGAAAGGCGAAGGUCGGCCUCGGUGGUGGUGUGGGGCAGCGAUCGCAGUCGACGAUCAACAGCUGGGGGCUCGUUCGCCCGCCUGGUCAUGUGUCAUUAGCGGAUGUCCAAAAGCUUCAGGAGGAGCAAGAGUUCAUACAGCAACAGCAUCAGAUCUUGGCGGAGAUUGAACGAGAGAGAGCGGAGAGAGCUCGAGCAGUGGCUGCAGCGGCGCAAAGCAAGCCGUCGGCAAAGCGGAGAGAUUCCGGGACUCGCAAGCAAAGGCGCAAAGUGGGGAAUGUCGCGAGCGGGAAGGACGUGUCCAGUGCAGCUACGAGUGGCCGCGCGAACCAAGAAAAGAAGCAGAAGAACGCGAGAGAGCGCAAAGCCGCCAAGAAGGCUGCGGGCGGGACGUUUGCAGCAACUGGGAAGCGCAUCGUGGACUCCACCCGAAGCGCAGGUCAAGAAAGAAAGGCUGGAAACUCUGCCGCUGCGCAGCGUGGUGGCACUAUGGCCGAAGCAGAAGCGCUUCGUCCAAGGCCGUCUCAGUCACGGCCGACGUGA
Messenger RNA from Hyaloperonospora brassicae, 3309 nucleotides. NCBI's taxonomy places the organism in Eukaryota, Oomycota, Peronosporomycetes, Peronosporales, Peronosporaceae. The record is from the annotation of a GenBank genome assembly.